CUACUUUUCCCCCUUUUUUGAAUCUAUCUCUCUCUCUCUUCCCUGAAUCUUUCGAAUAUGGAUUUUGGUGAUUUACCUUCACUGGUUUCUCUUUCAAUUGAGACUCAGAGGAUCUAUUACAGUGGGCUCAAGAUGUAUUUGGUGGAGAGUAAGGCUGGUGCUAUAUUCUGCAUGUUGCUUUCUCUCUUCUUCCUAGGCACUUGGCCUGCUUGUAUGACAGUCUUAGAGAGAAGGGGUCGGCUUCCUCAGCAUACUUACUUGGAUUACUCCAUUACAAAUUUCUUAGCUGCUGUCAUCAUUGCUUUCACCUUUGGUCAGAUUGGUCCCAGCAAACCAGGCAUGCCAAAUUUCAUAACUCAGCUUUCUCAGGACAACUGGCCCUCUAUACUGUUCGCAAUGGCAGGUGGGAUAGUUAUCAGCCUUGGGAACCUUUCUAUGCAGUAUGCUUGGGCUUUUGUUGGUCUGUCAGUGACAGCGGUAAUCGCUUCAAGUAUAACUGUUGUAAUAGGCACAACAUUAAAUUACUUCUUAGACAAUCGAAUCAAUAAUGCUGCAAUUCUUUUUCCGGGGGUUGGAUGCUUCCUCAUUGCAGUUCUCUUGGGAUCGAGAGUUCACUCCUCCAAUGCAUCCGACAAUAAAGCAAAACUUAUAAAACUUUCAGAAAGUCAGAAGGAUGGAACAAGGGCCAUAGAAGUUUCAGAGUCGCAAGAAUCUGUCCAGAAAAUAGGGGACUUGGAGGAUGGAAGUGUUCAUGUAGAUAAAGCAAAAGCUGGGACUGCAAGGUUCCUCAUAGAUCUUGAAAACAAAAGAUCAAUCAAGGUUUUUGGAAAGAGUACUGUGAUUGGUUUGGGGCUAACUACCUUUUCUGGAGUUUGCUUCUCCCUCUUCUCACCAGCAUUCAAUUUGGCGACGAAUGACCAGUGGCAUACAUUGAAAGCAGGGGUUCCUCAUUUGGUUGUAUACACUGCAUUUUUUUACUUCUCAAUCUCUUCUUUCGUCCUUGGCAUCAUUCUAAAUAUCAGCUUCCUCUACUACCCGGUACUCAAUUUACCCAGAACGUCGUUUAAGGCUUAUCUAAAUGAUUGGAAUGGUAGAAACUGGGCGCUCUUGGCUGGACUUUUAUGUGGGUUUGGGAAUGGUUUACAAUUCAUGGGAGGUCAAGCUGCAGGAUACGCCGCCGCUGAUGCUGUGCAGGCACUUCCUCUUGUGAGCACUUUUUGGGGUAUACUUUUGUUUGGAGAAUAUCGGAGGUCAUCCAAGAAAACAUACAUAUUGCUGGUGAGCAUGCUAUUCAUGUUUAUUGUGGCUGUAGGUGUGCUCCUGGCAUCAUCUGGGCAUCGGACAAAUUGAAAGUGUGAGACCCAGAAUCCUAGUCCUAGUCCAUGUCAAUGUAUAGAAAUCAUACAUCCUAGAAAUACAAAGUGCGUGCUGCAGCAAUCGCUGCUUCACUUAUAGAAAAUAAAAUGUUCAUGAAGGUUUACAGAAGGAAAGCUGUAAUGUCAAAUCCGAUUAAUGUUCCAUCCAAAGCAUAAAUGUAUUUACACUACAUUAAAUGAAUUAAAUACCAGAUGUUUUUAUUCA
Molecule: messenger RNA, 1581 nt
Organism: Telopea speciosissima
Lineage: Eukaryota; Viridiplantae; Streptophyta; Magnoliopsida; Proteales; Proteaceae
Product: ureide permease 1-like
Exons: 8
Coding region: 58-1350 (430 amino acids)
Biological process (GO): nitrogen compound transport
Cellular component (GO): membrane
Molecular function (GO): uracil:monoatomic cation symporter activity; allantoin:proton symporter activity
Source: RefSeq, a predicted model, not a curated record